Tachysurus fulvidraco (yellow catfish) is the source of this 2232-nucleotide messenger RNA. It is a transcript of the gene snw1, whose product is annotated as SNW domain containing 1. NCBI's taxonomy places the organism in Eukaryota, Metazoa, Chordata, Actinopteri, Siluriformes, Bagridae. The coding region runs from base 149 to 1750 and encodes 533 amino acids. The record is from RefSeq and is a predicted model, not a curated record. The transcript has 14 exons. Gene Ontology annotation, biological process: mRNA splicing, via spliceosome. Gene Ontology annotation, cellular component: spliceosomal complex.
AAUGUGAUGAAGAGACACAUCUCCCUCCAGCCGGGCGGUGGCGACAAUGUGCCGUAUGACAUGUUUCCCGACUGCCAUAAAACCCUAACAGAAGAAGAAAAGCGGCUCUCUCUCUCUCUUUUAUGACGACAGUUUUAAGAAGGAAAACAUGUCGUUAAUGAGCUUUUUACCCGUGCCAACUCAGCUGUCUCAAGACCAGCUUGAGGCAGAAGAAGCACAGAGGUCUCAUUCCACUGCUCUGGUGUCAACCCGCAAAGAACCUCCUCCUUAUGGAUCACGAAAAGGAUGGGUGCCCCGCACUAUGGAGGACUUCGGAGAUGGUGGUGCAUUCCCAGAGAUCCACAUGGCUCAGUACCCACUUGAAAUGGGCAGGAAGAAGAAGACCUCCAAUGCCCUUGCCUUACAGGUGGAUGCGGAGGGGAAGAUUAAGUAUGACGCGAUUGCACGUCAAGGACAGGGAAAGGAUAAGGUCAUAUUUAGUAAAUACACAGAUCUGCUUCCAAAGGAAGUGCUUCAUGACGAUGCUCCCGGACUGCAGAAACCUGACGAGGAAGCAGUUAAAGAGCUCACAGAAAAGACCAGAGCUGCUCUAGAUAAGCAGGUGUCGCAGAAGAUUGCUGCCGCCAUGCCUGUCCGAGCAGCAGAUAAACAGGCUCCGGCUCAGUACAUACGGUACACACCUUCACAGCAGGGCGUAGCGUUUAACUCCGGGGCUAAGCAAAGGGUCAUCCGUAUGGUGGAGAUGCAGAAAGACCCGAUGGAGCCACCACGGUUUAAGAUUAAUAAAAAGAUUCCUCGUGGUCCUCCAUCUCCUCCCGCUCCAGUCAUGCACUCUCCCAGCAGAAAGAUGACUGUGAAAGAACAACAAGAAUGGAAGAUUCCUCCUUGCAUUUCCAACUGGAAGAACGCCAAGGGUUACACAAUCCCACUGGACAAGCGUCUGGCUGCUGAUGGAAGAGGACUCCAGACAGUUCACAUCAAUGAAAAUUUUGCCAAGUUAGCUGAGGCUCUCUACAUCGCAGAUAGAAAGGCGAGAGAAGCUGUGGAGAUGCGCGCUCAGGUGGAGAAAAAGAUGGCACAGAAAGAAAAAGAGAAAAAGGAGGAGAAACUCAGGGAACUGGCAAAGAUGGCCCGAGACAGGAGAGCAGGGAUCAAAAGCCAUGGAGACAAAGGUGGUGAAGACGGUGAGGUUAGGGAGCGUGAAGAGAUCCGUCAUGACAGGAGGAAGGAGAGGCAGCACGACAGGAACAUCUCCAGAGCCGCCCCCGAUAAAAGGUCUAAGCUGCAGCGGGACCAGGACAGAGACAUCAGUGAGCUGAUCGCCCUGGGUCAGCCCAACCCACGUAUCUCCAGCGAGGCUCAAUACGAUCAGCGCCUCUUUAAUCAGAGCAGGGGCAUGGACAGCGGCUUUGCGGGAGGAGAGGACGAGGUAUAUAAUGUAUAUGACCAACCCUUCGGAAGAGGCAGAGACAUGGCACAGAACAUCUACAGGCCCAGCAAGAACACAAGCAAGGAUAUGUAUGGAGAUGAUCUGGACACCCUCAUGCAGAGCAACAGGUUUGUCCCUGAUCGGGAGUUUUCUGGUACAGAUCACGGCCCACGUAGGGAUGGACCUGUCCAGUUUGAAGAAGAUCCUUUUGGUCUGGACAAGUUCUUGGAAGAAGCCAAGCAACACGGUGGCUCCAAGAGGCCGUCAAGCACCGGGCGCUCAAAGGACUAUGAUCAUGACAAGAAGCGCAGGAAGGAGUGAGCAGCACAGCCAGCACGUGUUUGUUUAGGACAUGCACCAGCUUUCAAAGUCACGACAUAAGGAAUAGCAAGAUGUACCAGGUGAUUAUACCAGGUGUCGGUAAACGUCAACAGUCAGCCACCAACUAUUUGUGACCUGACGCUGGCUCCUGGCAAAGUCACAUAUUCUCUUAAUAUUCUUAUUAAAUUUUGUAUCAUAAAAAUUGUGAAGUGAUUUAGCAAGCAAGCUAGCUGUGUAUAACUUGCUUGUGUUCUGUUUUAACACUUUACUCCCCCCUUGCGUCCCUUCUUUGUUUUCAUUCCUGUUGUUCGCUCCUCUGCUGAAAUACUAGUAAAGCACACUAGUACACCAGCCCUCCUGAAUACAUCAUGGACCUUUUCCUGCACAUUUUUUUUUUUUUAUAAUUAGUCUGAGCAGUAAAGUGAGUUGUAUUAUGUAUUUGGGCUUCUGUUGUUGAAUAAAUCGAUCCUGUUCAGAUUCCA